AUGAAAACUUUUACAAUUAUAUUUUUAAUAUUCUCUAUUAUAUUAUUUUUUGCAUUUUUUGGAGUUAUUGUUGUUCUAAUAUUACCAUGGAAUGAUGGUCCUGAUAAUGAGAUAGUUCAUUUAAAUAAAUUUGAUUCAUUUAAAAAUAAUGAUAAUACAAAAAAUAUUGAAAAUGAUAUAAGGAGAAAACCAAUUAAUCCUAGUAUUUUAUUAUCAACAACUAUUAAUCCUCUUGAUGCUGUUGUAAUUAAAAAAAUUGUUGAAUCUGGGAUAUUGGAUAGUUCAUCAAUAACAAAAGAAAGUACCCCAACUCCAGAGACAACAACAAUAAGUACCACUACUAAAACAACUAUAAGUCCAGAAACAACAAUAACAACAAUAUUGACAACACAAACAUCUACAAAAUUAUCAACAACAACAAUGACCACAACAUCUGAAAUAAAUACUACUCCUUCUUUGACUUCUAAAACUACAAAUGAAAAUAAAGAAACUAUUCUAACGACUACUUAUCAACCAUCAUCAAGAAGAAGGCAUAGAUUAAGAGAAAAAGCUGUAACAAUAAUGCUUUCAAAUAGUCUUUUGAAAAAAUUUUUAAAAUCAGAAAAUAAUUUUGGUGAUAUUUUACAAACAUUACCACCUAUUGUAGAUUCAACAACACCAACACAAACUUCUUUUUCACAAAAUCCAGUUAUAAAAGAUGAAACAAAUUUACCAAUUGACUUUUCUGAAUUAUCAAAAGUUGGUGUAUCAAAAAUAGAACAACUGGAAUCACCAUUUGAAGCUUUACAACGUAGUAUGAAAGAAAAAACAUCAACAACACCUAUUAAUAGGAUAUCAUUAAGUCCUGUAACAUUACCAACAAUUGAAACAACAUCACAACAAUAUACAAAAAAAGUUCACCAAUUAAAUAUUCUUCAAUCAUUAUCUUCUCCAAUAAUUGUAUUACCAUCUAAUUUAUUAAAUAAUGAAGAAGAAAUAAUGACAACAACAGAGGUACCUUCUACAACAAUAUUAACAACCCAAUUACCCUUGAGAAGUACAUCACCUCAAACUAAAAAUGUAACAUCAAUGAUAAAAAAUCUCCCUAAUAAAAGUAGGCAUAUUCCAUUAAUAUUACUAUCAACUAUUGAAUCACCAUCAAAUUCAAAACCUGGAGGUCUUAUAAUUGUUGAUGAUAUUUUAUUUUUGGCAAAGUCUUUUGGUACAAUAGAAAUCUACAACAAGUCAUCCUUAGAAUAUUUAGGUGAUAUUAAAACAAAUUUAACUAUAAAUCAAAUUAAUAUUUUAUCUGAUGAUACAUUAAUUAUUAGUGAUUCUUUCAACAAAACAUUGAACUUGAUUGAUUUUAAUGGAGAUGUUAUUAAAAGAUUACCAUUAACUUAUAAUAAUAAAGGAAUUAAUGUUAAUCAAGAUAUGAUUUUUGUACUACCAUCAACUGAUAAUGAAAUUAUAAUUUAUAAUUCUGACCUAACUUUAUAUAAAAAUAUUCAAUUUUCUAAUGAUUUAAAAGAAUCAUGUAAUUUUAUAGCUCCAACAUCACAAUAUAUUUAUCUUGCCUGUGAAAGUCAUAUUAAAAAAUUAAAUUAUGAUGGUGAAUUAAUAAAAGAAUUAGGAAAAGGUAAAGGUACCUAUAUUUAUAAUAUAAAAUAUGACUAUCGAACGAAUAUUUUAUAUGCUAUAGAAAAAAAUGAAUCUUCUAUUCAUGUUUUUAAUGAAGAUACUGGAGAACAUUAUAAAUUAUUUGAUGAAGAUAUAACUAUUACAUUAUAUAAUGAUAUUGUUUUGGAUGAUGAUAAAUUAUAUGCAUCAGACUAUCAAAAUAAUUUAGUUAAAAUUUUUACUUUUGAUUCUUAUUUAAUGGAAGAAAGUUAA
This is a messenger RNA of Strongyloides ratti, 1872 nucleotides long. RefSeq names its product Six-bladed beta-propeller, TolB-like domain-containing protein. Bases 1 to 1872 code for a protein of 623 amino acids. The record is from RefSeq and is a predicted model, not a curated record. The transcript is spliced from 2 exons. NCBI's taxonomy places the organism in Eukaryota, Metazoa, Nematoda, Chromadorea, Rhabditida, Strongyloididae.